GGCGAGGUGCAGAAAGCGCAACUAAAACGACGAAGCUUCGAGUCGCGGGACGGGCAUUCGUGAACGUCAUUAAUCGUCUCUGAGAGUCGCUGCUUUCGUAGGUUCGCUCGCUGGUGCCUCCGCUUUCUACCUCACUCUGCAUCCUACCUUCUCCCAGCAUUCUUUGUAUAUAUGCUCCAAGUGAGUCACGCACAGGUCGUAAUGUUACGCCAAAACAAAAACAAUAGCAUCGCCAAUUGCGAAGACAUCUCUCUCGCGAUCAUAUCCAGCUCUCUAUCUCGUUGCCACGAUCGUGCGCUCGGUAAGAAAAGCAAAUGAGGAAGCGGGGGCGGAAGCGGAAGCAGCAGCAGCAACAGCAGCAGCAGCAGCAGCAGCAGCAGCAGCAGCAGCAGCAGCAGCAAUAGUAACAGAAGAACAGUCUAUCGGGUCGGAUCGGAGGUAAUUAAUGAAAUGCGAUGCGCUUGUGUUGGAUGUGCGUGAACAUGUUGUGUAUACAACGGCGAAGGUGAAAAUGUUGCCCGGAGAUCGUCGCGCGCUUACAUAGCUGACACGGCGAAAUAGAGUGGGACAUCGUACGCCACGAAUAACAGUGAAAGCGUUGGCGGUGGUGGCGGCGGUGACGACGACGACGACGACGACAACGGCGACGGCGACAGCGACAGCGACAGCAAGUGGUGAACGAUUGUGUAUGAACGAUCAUUAGUGGUGUGUAUAGACGAGAGGAAAAGCUGCAUCAUCACGAUGUCCGCAGCGUGUUUACAUCCCGACGGCACGACACGAGAACGACGACACACGGCGUUCGUCGUCAUGUUUGCACACUGGUGAUCAGGUGCGAUUUUCCUUCGCUCACGUCACUCGCAUUCUCCGCGCGACGAUACGCCUCGCGCACGUCGACGCUCUCUUUCUCUCUUUCUCUCUCUCUCUCUCUCUCUCUCUCUCUCUCUCUCUCUCUCUCUCUCUCUCUCUCUCUCUCGACGGCCGAUCGUGCAAGAGCAAUCAGCUGUUGCGGCCCGGGGAUCCGCGAUGUUGGAUCACCGUCGGUAGAACGUAGCGUCGACCGAACGGCGAGAGUGGCGACGGGCGGCGAGGAGGAGACGCUUUCGCGUCGAGCGGACUACACCUAUAGAAACAGAAACGUGUCUGAUAAGGUGCCCUCUUGUGUUUUCGUCAGCCUCGACGCGCGCGCGCGCACGCAGGAGAUAUGUGCAGGAGGUAGCAGGUACGAAUAACGAGGAUUAUUAUGACGAGCGGCGCAAAAAUCCAUCAGCGUGCGUGCGACAACGGGCUGCUGCUGCUGCUGCUACUACUAUUACUGCUACUGCUACUGCUACUGCUACUGCUACUAAGACGGCGACGCUAUGUGAAUACGCCAUGUACAUAUGAUCAUCCAAAUUCAUGCGUUCCCCUACUGUCAGCGGUGAGCGAACGUCGAGGGGCGCGGACGGGAGCUCUCCGCCGGGCGAUCGGCGAACGCAGUCCACGUCUGUAACCGGCAGCGAUAUUCAGGGGAUGCCUAGUCUACACUCGCUCGUCUUACGACGAGCCCCGCUAACGGAUAUGGGUGCCGCGACUAGUUCGGUCACGUCCGUUAACCCGCCCGCUAAGAUCGCGGCUGCUAAUCAGAAGAAGAUCGACAAGUCCAAGUUCAGGCUGCCCCUCAUACGCAAGGAGGCUAGCGUGGUGAAUCUCUCCUUGACGGAAAGGGCCAUGCCGGGCAAAGAGGCGGACGCGCCUCUUCUACGGCCUGAGAGUAGCGCCAGUCUGGAGGCACGCGGUGGUAGCUGGAUGAGUUUGGGCCCGGGUGCACUGAGAAAGUGCGAGACCGCCGUGGGAUUGAGUACUUCCGCCCUGGAAGGGAGACCCAUCAAUCGCAGCAGGGUCUGCUCACGUUGUUCCAGCUUGUUGUCAUUGGCCUCCAGCUCGCGUUACAGUCUGGCCGCUGGUAAUUUUGUUCCAGCUAGCUCCCAACAAACAAUCGGACGGAUAUUUUGUAAGCUGUGUCUUGCCGACACGUCUCUCUCCAAGUCGUUUAAGAUAGAAGGGUGCGGUUGUUCCUACUGUAAGGAUUGCAUGCGUGCCUAUGUAGAAUUCGAGAUCGAAGAAGGCGCGUAUGAGAUUAGUUGUCCCGAUGCUCAGUGUGAUCAAGGCGCUAUACUUUCCCUGAAGGAGAUCUCCAACCUUGUCAGCUCAGAGCUCGUGGAGAAACAUUGCAAGUUCCGUUUGAAUAGAGAUGUAUCUAUGGACAAAGGACGCGCAUGGUGUCCACGUGCGGGUUGUGAAACGAUAUGUUCGAUAAACAGCAACAGUGGAAGUGGCACUCCUUUAGGUCCCGUACACUGUCCCAACUGCUCCACGGAUUUCUGUUCUAUAUGUCGAGAGCCUUGGCACAAUGGGCCUUGUCCGGAUCUCCCAUUAGGGAUACCGUUCGAUAGCGAUCACAUUAAAUGCUGUCCCAUGUGUUCUGUGCCGAUAGAGAAGGACGAAGGUUGCGCUCAAAUGAUGUGUAAACGAUGUAAACACGUGUUUUGCUGGUAUUGCUUAGCAUCCCUAGAUGAUGACUUUCUAUUGCGACACUACGACAAGGGACCAUGUAAGAAUAAAUUAGGCCACUCACGCGCGUCCGUGAUAUGGCAUCGAACGCAAGUUAUUGGAAUCUUCGCCGGUUUUGGCCUACUUCUACUCGUCGCAUCGCCCUUGCUAUUAUUAGCGGCGCCUUGUAUCGUAUGUUGUAAAUGUCGCGUUUGCGGUUCUUCCAGGCUCGAGCAGGAAGAAGGCGAUACGGCGACAUAGGAACUUCCAAAUCUCUCAGCUAAUUCUUGCUUAAUUAUUUCCUUAUCAGCUAAAAAUGAACACUUUUCCUAGACUUCCACAUAUGGGAGGUAACAACACGGUCGGCAACUUAUAUAGAUAUACAUUGCAUUUCCUUAAGUCUAUACUCUGUCCUUGCGUCGAUAGACAUAAUGUUGGAAAAAGAGAACGCAUGUCUCUUCUCAGUCAAGCAUAUUGUGAUUAAAUCUAUACACAUAUAUCUAUAUGCAUAUAUAUAUAUACAUAUAUAUAUUUAUAUUUUACUUAUAAACUAUUCAAACACAGGGAAUGAGAAACGUUCACUGCGGGUGAUUCGUUUAGUCGUAAUACGAUUUAUUUUUUUUUUCUGAUGUACAUUUACUUUACAUAGUCAUUUAAUGACUUUCUUUUUUUAACGAUAUGUACUAAUCGUGAUUGAAAGAGAUCUAAUAAUUUACAAAUACUCAACGAAUUCUUACGUAGGGGAACAUUCCAGAAACUCUUAUAAACUUUGUAGAUCAGAUUUAUUGUACUGCCAUGGAAGGACAUAUUACGUCUCUGUUUUAAUUGAGUUCCGGGUCAACAAAUUUGUAUUGUAAAUUACCGUCAGGUUUUCGUUAAUUUCCAUUUAUUCAGAUGCGAAUUCGAUCAUUUUUUGAAGGAGUCUUUACAAAGUUGUGAUAAUAGCAUGUUGAUUAUUUCAUUAUAUGGGACGUUAAAAUAUUAGAUUAUAAACUAACUAAACACGCGUCUCGCACUUUCUCUCCUCUCUCUUUCUCUCUCUCUCUAUUUCUCUUUCUCCUUUUCUUCCCAUGAAAAUGUAAAUAUUAUCAAGUUAAUAUAUCUUAAAAAACAGUGUAUAUCUAUAUGUGUGCCUAUGUCGAACUAUUGCAAGGCUCAGCUCUACAUUCUCAUGGAGAGAAACGAAUCUUGGAGUAUUAGAUUGUACGAUAUUCUAUCCCCUUGUUAUCUUUUAAUUUAUGGGUGCUUUCACGUUUAUUUUGAUGGUGAUUUAUUCGCGUGUGUACAUUAUGUAUACAUUAAUUUAGAAGGAAUAUAAAAAAUGAGUAUCACGUGAAGAAAAGAAAGAAAGAGAGGAAAUGUCUUAUACAAUUGUGCAUUUUAUCAAUGAAAUUGAAAGAAUGCCGUUGUUACAUUAUGUAUUUAACACGUUUUUCGUCUGAAUAUGACGUACUGAGUUGUAGUGACGUACAGCUAAGACUUGACAUUCAAAACACUAUCAAUCAAUAUGUGCCAUGUGAUUGUUACAAGGACUCCGUAGAAUAUUCUCAGUAACUCGAUACUUGGAGCAAGUAAGACCGCGAGAAACGUAUUAACUACAUUCGCGCUGAUUCACCCUAUUAUGCAUAUAAAUGAAAUUUAGAUUGUUAAAGGUCAAAAAUAUGAGUAAUCGACUUUGGACAAUAGUUAUACGUUAUUUCCGAAAAACAACUUCUUAUUGAUAAUAAAUGAUAUGGAGAGAUAUCGAGAAGAUAAAAAAUCAUAUAUAUACAUAUAUUGGGUUAUUCGAUAAGCUUAUAAAAAUAUUUUAUGAAAAAUUCAAAAGCGAUACUUUUGCUUCAGCAAUCCUUUUUUGCUUCCAUUUUUUUUUUGGUGACCUGUCAUCACUAAGAAAAUGCAGACAUUAAAUAAAAUUAUGCGUAGUUACAAAAAUAUUGGCUUUAAAUUUUUCAUAAGAAUCUUUAUAAAUGAUCCAAUAUAGAUAUAUAAUAUGUAAUAAAUAUAUGUGGUAUUUUGUACAUAUAAUAUGAAUGUUUAAGACUAAAAAUAGGAUGGCGUUAUGUUUAAAGGUUCGACAAACUAUGCAUUUCUCACGAGCAGUGCUGUACAGAUAAUUGAACGAACGAUUACAUUACGAUAUGCAUAAAUUACCGCGUGGUCGGUUUUCACUAUUUUACGUCGCAAUUGUUAAAAUAUCUCGUUUGUUGUAUUAUUAAGAUUGUAUGUAAAUAAAAGUAUACAUACACGUCGGCACGUGUAUGCACUUAUGCAUUUGA
Molecule: messenger RNA, 4805 nt
Organism: Harpegnathos saltator (Jerdon's jumping ant)
Lineage: Eukaryota; Metazoa; Arthropoda; Insecta; Hymenoptera; Formicidae
Product: probable E3 ubiquitin-protein ligase RNF144A
Exons: 4
Coding region: 1396-2790 (464 amino acids)
Biological process (GO): protein ubiquitination
Molecular function (GO): zinc ion binding; ubiquitin-protein transferase activity
Source: RefSeq, a predicted model, not a curated record